AUGGAGGCUGAAGAAACGUCGUCGGAACCGUCGGUUAUCGCAAUGAGAAUCUCGACUAUGAUUGUAUUGGUGAACUUAGCCACCAUGGACGCCAUGAAUCCGCGUCUGAGUUCGAACUCUGUGGAAUUUCAGGCGAUCAAUUGCCGAAAAUACUUGACGUUGCUGACAGAGUUUGACAACGUCAGUGAUGGAGUAACUUCAAAUACUCAUGCGUUCCGGCAAGCGAUUGAACAUCUCAGCACACUGGCAGCGGAUGACGGUGCACAAUUGGUCGUACCUCCAGGAAAAUGGCUGACAAGAAGUUUUAACCUGACAAGCCAUUUCACACUUUUUAUUGAGAAAGAAGCUACAAUUCUUGCAUCACAUAAUGAAUCAGAAUGGCCACUUGUGAAAGUUCUCCCAUCUUAUGGGAGGAGAAGGGAUGCCCGUGGUGGACGGUACAACAGCCUCGUCUUUGGAACUAAUCUUACCAAUGUUGUUAUCACAUGUAACAACGACACGAUUGAUGGACAGAGAUCUUAUUGGUGGGAUAAAUUUCACAAAGGGGAGCUCAACGUAACACGACCAUACAUGAUCAAGAUCAUGUACUCUGAUCAAAUCCAAAUCUCAGAUCUCACUUUAAUCAACUCUCCUUGGUUCGUCCAUCCAGUCUAUAGUAGGAAUGUGAUUAUCCAAGGGCUCACCAUCUUGGCUCCAGUCACUGUACCCAACACUGACGGAAUCGAUCCAGAUUCCUAUUCCAACACUCGAAUAGAAGACUGCUACAUCGUUUCUGGUGACGAUUGCAUCGCCAUUAAGAGCGGAUGGGACGAAUAUGGUAUCAAAUUUGGAAUGCUGAUCGAGGACCUCGUCAUUCGUCACCUCACUUGCAUCUCACCAGAUUCCGCAAGUAUCGCCCUUGGUAGCGAAAUGUCCGGCGAAAUCCGUAACGUUAGGAUUGAAAACGUCACUGCAAUCAACACAGAAUCUGCUGUCAGAAUCAAAACCGCUCGAGAACGUGGCGGCUUCGUCAAGGACAUUUUCGUCCAAAGAAUGUUUCUAUCCAUGAUGAAAUAUGUCUUUUGGAUUGCUGAAGACUACAAAGAUCAUGCGAAUGAUAAAUUCGAUCCCUCGGCGUUGCCAGAGAUUAAGAACAUUAAUUACAGAGACGUGGUGGCCGAGAAUGUUACAAUGUUGACAAAUUUGGCGGGAAUUUCAGGAGAUUCAUUCACAGAUAUAUGUGUUUCGAAUGUGAAGAUUGGAUUGUUGAAGAAGUCUAAAAAGUUGCAGUGGAACUGUAUUGAAAUUGAGGGAUUUAGUAGUGAUGUCGAUCCGCCGCCAUGUGCUUCGCUGGCUAAGGCAGCAAAAAGCAUUGGAGGUGACUUUCGUGAGGAUCCGCUGCUAAUUGAGAAUGUUCAAUUGAAGUCAUGCUCAGUUGAAAUUUCUCCUUUGUCCUAA
Molecule: messenger RNA, 1437 nt
Organism: Cucurbita maxima (winter squash)
Lineage: Eukaryota; Viridiplantae; Streptophyta; Magnoliopsida; Cucurbitales; Cucurbitaceae
Product: probable polygalacturonase
Exons: 5
Coding region: 1-1437 (478 amino acids)
Biological process (GO): carbohydrate metabolic process
Molecular function (GO): polygalacturonase activity
Source: RefSeq, a predicted model, not a curated record